Molecule: messenger RNA, 14676 nt
Organism: Coregonus sp. 'balchen'
Lineage: Eukaryota; Metazoa; Chordata; Actinopteri; Salmoniformes; Salmonidae
Source: the annotation of a GenBank genome assembly
AAAGGUGAUGAGAAGCGCUGGAUUCACCACGAGCGGGGCAACAACACACAACUACCGCAAGCGCCUUCCUCCGCAGUCUAGUCUAGACAAUAUCCGCAACAUUAUUUUUUAUUUUGCAUGGACGACUGAAGACAACUUUUCACAUAUUGGAAUUCGCAAAAUACUAAAGUGAGUUUGCUUGUCAUGUUUGUGGGAUUAGGCUGCUUCGAUCGGACUGCAAACUGAAUCUGACCUACAUUCGAGCGCUGGGUGAAAACAAUGCAACGGCCUCAGGGGACAACUAUUUUAUAGCUAGCUAGUGCACUUGCUUCUGCAGUAAGUAGAACUGGCUUGCUAGCUAACUAUGUUUGAUCAUAUGGUUAUGUAGCCAGAAUUGAUAUGGUAAUCAAUUGCUGAGCAAAUGUGCUAUACAAGUGCUUAUUAAUGCGAUUGGUACAAGGCUGCGCCACCUCGGCAAAGCUCGAAUAAUAAAAGUUGCAUCUGGCCUGCGAGUCUAGCUAGCUGGGCAAUUCCAUGUUAUUUUGGAAUUACUCUGAUACUGCGAUUUGGUUGUAUGGUUUGUUAAACUUCGAAAUCAAUGGUUUUUGUUUGGCAUACAUUUUUAAAGAGUAAUUCCGUAACAAUGGAAUUGCCCAGCUACAAAUUAUACAACUAUCUUUGUAGAUAAUGACUGUACUGUAGUAGGGGAGAUUGGGGUAAAUUGAGCCAAAGGGGUAGGUUGAGCCACCCUUGUUUCUAGGAAACCAUAAACAAAAUUAAUAAUUUGACCAAAUAUGGAAAAAGUGGUAAGGAAGUUAACGUUAGUCCAAAAAACAGAUUUUCACCAAGUCAUGAAUUUGUGUUGGAGGUUUCAUGAUGCUUGUAUCUAAACCAAAGUAGAUAAUUUAAAGAUUGUUCUAUAAAAAGGUAAACUCAACUCCAUCAUUCAUUGAAUCAGAUGAACCCACUGAUAUGGCCAACUACUUUAAUUAUUUUUUCAUUGGCAAUAUUAGCAAACUUAGGCAUGACAUGCCAGCAACAAACGUAGACACUACACAUCCAAGUAUAGUUGACCAAAUGAUGAGGUGAACAAAUUAUUGUUGUCUAUCAACAAUGACAAGCCACCGGGGUCUGACAACUUGGAUGGACAAUUACUGAAGAUAAUAGCUGACGUUAUUGCCACUCCUAUUUGCCAUAUGUUAAAUCUGAGCAUACUAGAAAGUGUGUGCCCUCAAGCCUGGAGGGAAGCAAAAGUCAUUGCGCUACCCAAGAAUACUAAAGCCCCAUUUACUGGCUCAAAUAGCUGACCAAUCAGCCUGUUACCAACCCUUAGUAAACUUUGGGAAAAAAUUGUGUUUGACAAGAUAAAAUGCUAUUUUACAGUAAACAAAUUGACAACAGACUUUCAGCAUGCUAAUAGGGAAGGACAUUCAACAAGCACUUGCACAAAUGACUGAUGAUUGGCUGAGAGAAAUGUAUGAUAAAAAGAUUGUGGGGGCUGUUUUGUUAGACUUCAGUGCGGCUUUUGACAUUAUCGAUCACAGGUGACUAAACAGCUUGGAGUAACCCUGGAUUGUAAACUGUCAUGGUCAAAACAUGUUGAUACAACAGUAACUAAGAUGGGGAGAAGUCUGUCCAUAAUAAAGCGCUGCUCUGCCUUAACAACACUAUCAACAAGGCAGAUCCUACAGGCCCUAGUUUUGUCGCACCUGGACUACUGUUCAGUCAUGUGGUCAGGUACCACAAAGAGGGACUUAGGAAAAUUUCAAUUGGCUCAGAACAGGGCAGCACGGCUGGCCCUUAAAUGUACACGGAGAGCUAACAUUAAUAACAUGCAUAUCAAUCUCUCAUGGCUCAAAGUGGAGGAGAGAUUGACUUCAUCACUACUUGUUUUUGUAAGAAGUGUUGACAAGCUGAAUGCACCGAGCUGUCUGUUUAAACUACUAGCACACAGCUCGGACACCCAUGCAUACCCCACAAGACAUGCCACCAGAGGUCUCGUCACAAUCCCCAAGUCCAGAACAGACUAUGGGAGGCGCACAGUACUACAUAGAGCCAUGACUACAUGGAACUCUAUUCCACAUCAGGUAACUGAUGCAAGCAGUAUGAUCAGAUUUAAAAAAAACUGAUGGAAAUACACCUUAUGGAACAGCGGGGACUGUGAAGAGACACACACAGGUACAGGCAUACGCACACACACACGCACUCUACACACACGUACAUUGUAAUAUUGUUGUAUGGUGGUAUUAUACAUUUUGUAUUGUAGAUAUGUGGUGGUGUAAUAAUGUUAUAUGAUGUACUGUUAUCUUUUGUUUUAUGUGUGAUGUAAGUGCCUUAAUGUGUUUGGACCCCAGGGCUAAUGGAGAUCCCUAAUAAAUACAAAUACAUACCUCAGUUGGAGUCUCUAUAAGCUUCAGUAUGAGGUCCGAAACCUAGCAUGAAAGUGCAUCCUUGUAGUUAUGUGGGCUAAUAUAGUAAAUGUUUGCCUUGGAGUAAAUUGAGCCAAUGGCAUGUUGAGCAAAUUGAUUUUUUUUUUCCAGGCAUAAUGCGAGGCAUUAUUGCUGGAAUAUGAGGUAAGAGCAGUCUGUCAUGGAAAGAGCAGGUGUUGCUAAUGUUUUGCACUGGGUGUACAAAACAUUAGGAACACCUGCUCUUUCCAUUACAUAUACUGACCAGGUGAAAGCUAUGAUCCCUUAUUGAUGUCACCUUUUUAAAUCUACUUCAAUCAGUGUAGAUGAAGGGGAGGAUACAUGUUAUAUAAGGAUUUUAAGCCUUGAGACAAUUGAGAUGUGGAUUGUGUAUGUGUGCCAAUCAGAGGGUGACUUGGCAAGACAAAAUAUUUAAGUGCCUUUGAACGGGGUAUAAUAGUAGAUGCCAGGCGCACCGGUUUGAGUGUGUCAAGAACUGCAACGCUGCUGGGUUUUUAAUGCUCAACAGUUUCCCGUGUGUAUCAAGAAUGGUCCACCACCCAAAGCACAUCCAGCCAACUUGACAAAGCGUUGGAGUCAACAUGGGCCAGCAUCCCUGUGUAACGCUUUCGACACAUUGUAGAGUCCAUUCCCCAAUGAAUUGAGACUCUUCUGAGGGCGAAAAGGGGUGCAACUCAAUAUUAGGAAGGUGUUCCUAAUGUUUUGUACACUCAGUGUGUAGAGCAGUGUUAUUCAACUCUUACCCUUUGAGGUCUGGAGCCUACUGGUUUUCUGUUCUACCUGAUAAUGAAUACCACCCACCUGAUGUCCCAGGUCUAAAUCAGUCCCUGAUUAGAGGGGAACAAUGGAAAAAGCAGUGGAACUGGCUUCGAUGUCCAGAGUUGAGUGUGAUGGGUAUAGAGAAUCAAUGUGCCAUCAUUGGUCCUCUGUAGCUCAAUUGGUAGAGCAUGGCGCUUGUAACGCCAGGGUAGUGGGUUCGAUCCCCGGGACCACCCAUACGUAAAAAUGUAUGCACAGAUGACUAAGUCGCUUUGGAUAAAAGCGUCUGCUAAAUGGCUUAUUAUUAUCUAAACCACUGUGAAAUAUUUUCAAUAACCAAAAAUAUUGUAUUUUCAGCUGUUUGAAGCUGGUGUACAAAACUGAAAGUAAAAGACGCAAAAACUAAACUUAAGAACGGGAAGCAUAGAAAUAGCGCACAUAGAACAUAUCUACUGCGUCUUAGACUUGCGUUCAACGAGAAUGACAGAUCUAUAACUCACAUUUCUAUGUGAAUUUGGUCAGGUUGCUCAAAAAGUUACAUAUUGCAGCUUUAAAAGAUGCUUAAAGUGAUUAAAAUAUAUAUUUUAAAGCGAUUGUGUUUGGAAAAUAAAGGUAGACAUGGUUUUAAAAAGGUAGUGGUAAUAUUUCAUUCAGUACAGAAAUUUGUAGGCAGUUUAACUUACCCUGUCCCGCAGGCUCAACUUACCCCAUACCCAGGGUAUGUUGUGCCAAGAGACCACUUUUUUUGAGACUAGCUAUGUUUUCAAAACUGUUUACAUUAAUUCUGAUUAUUUCUAGGGAUACACAACAUCCUGAAAUAUAUCUUUGUUAGAAAGAAUACUAUAUUUCCCUCGAAAAACGUCUCAACUUACCCCACUCUCCCCAACAGUUAGCCUGGUCCAAAAUCUGUUUGUGCUUUCCAAAUGUCAAUAAAAACAAAAUACGCUAGACAAAUUGGGAUAUUUUUGUCGGUAGAAAUGUAUAAUGCGAGACAUUUCUAUCACCUGGCACAUGCGCAAAUCCAUGUAAACAUCUGCAAGACUUCAGGUAGUAUGCAUGCAUCGGGUGCAUGUACUUCCUUCUGUCUUGUGCACCUGCCUUGGUUGAUGAGCAAACAUAUCGUGAUAACCACACACAGACCCCAGUUUUGAAGUCAAUUUAAUAAUACUUUAAAUCAUUUUAAUUUCGACCUGCUGAUGGACCAACCCCAUGGACAAUCUACAGAGUAACUUCAAAUGAAGUUUAUUCAACAUUCUGACUUGUAAAGGAACUGUUUUGAUUAUUUUUUUUGAUCUCAAAGUUAGACGAUAGUGGAGGCUUGUCCAGUCCACACUUGGAUUUGUAGAGUCUACCAGGCUUGGGGACAGUAGGUCUAUGGCUAACCAGGUCUUUUGGUGCUUGUAAUGGGGAAAUCUAAGAUGACUGAAGUUAAUAUUGAGUUUAGAGUGAUCAACACAAUGGUUAGCAUAUUGGAGUUUCUGUUUUGUGACAUACAAGGUGUGGGUUGAUGGUCAAUAGACUUGAUGCUGAAUGAUAUGGAUUAUUCUCAUAUCUGUUGAUAGUGCAUGAUGCCAGACUGGAGGACACACUGAUUAUUCACUGUUGUAUUGUAUUGAUGACAUCCUGUGAACACUGUGAUUCCGUAGCAGCUGACAAAGUCGUUGCCUUUUAGUUUUGACUUGCUACAAGCCUCUCAGGCUGCUGUUGACAGAACAUUUGGUGCUGUCUGAUUAAGACAUUAAGGUACAGUCUCCAAGAGGCCAGUUAGACAUGUUCUCUUUCUAUGCUGGAUGCUGUUUCCCUGUUGCAACUUGUAAUAAACAGGAUUGGUUUUAAAUUGACUUUAUCUGCGACUGCUCUUCUCUUUUGUUCACCUGGAAAUUCCUUUUACAGUGCUGUAGGUGACAACAUGGCCAACCAGGUGUUUUGGUGCUGUAUGUGACAACAUGGCCAACCAGGUGUUUUGGUGCUGUAUGUGACAACAUGGCCAACCAGGUGUUUUGGUGCUGUAGGUGACAACGUGGCCAACCAGGUGUUUUGGUGCUGUAUGUGACAACAUGGCCAACCAGGUGUUUUGGUGCUGUAGGUGACAACAUGGCCAACCAGGUGUUUUGGUGCUGUAGGUGACAACAUGGCCAACCAGGUGUUUUGGUGCUGUAGGUGACAACAUGGCCAACCAGGUGUUUUGGUGCUGUAGGUGACAACAUGGCCAACCAGGUGUUUUGCUGCUGUAGGUGACAACAUGGCUAACCAGGUGUUUUGGUGCUGUAGGUGACAACAUGGCCAACCAGGUGUUUUGGUGCUGUAGGUGACAACAUGGCCAACCAGGUGUUUUGGUGCUGUAGGUGACAACAUGGCCAACCAGGUGUUUUGGUGCUGUAUGUACCAACAUGGCUAACCAGGUGUUUUGGUGCUGUAUGUGACAACAUGGCUAACCAGGUGUUUUGGUGCUGUAUGUACCAACAUGGCUAACCAGGUGUUUUGGUGCUGUAGGUGACAACAUGGCCAACCAGGUGUCAGAGUCCCCCGCUGAGCGGACAUUUCAGUACCAGCAUAGACUGCCUCCUCUCCCUGUACCGUCUCUAGAGGGGAGCCUCGCCAAGUACCUGGAUGCAGGUGAGAUGCCAGCUGCAUGUGUGAACGAGAAGCUCCGUUAGCCUGGACCCUGAACCAUGUGUGUUUGUCGAUUAACUGAAAUGUCUGUGUGUAUUUCCAGUGCGGCCGUUUGCUACAGAGGAGGAGUACCAGGUGACUGCGGCCAUAUUGAAGAGGUUUGGAGAGGGCAUCGGCAAAGACCUGCACCAAAAACUACUGCAGAGAGCCAGGACUCACAGGAACUGGGUACACACACUCAACAAACACACACACACACAUACACAACACACUGCACAGCUAGAACCUGGGAGAACUGGGCACACACCAUGCUCGACCCUGAGCAACUGUAAAAGGGAAACUUUGAGUGUUUUAAAUACUAGUCAUUACGGUGUUCCCCUGCAGUGUUUCAUCUUUAUUGUGUGUGUGUUGACCCCCAGUUGGAGGAGUGGUGGCUGGAUGCAGCCUAUCUGGAAUUGCGUUACCCCUCCCAGUUGAAUGUGAACUUCGGAGGUCCUGCACCCUACCUAGAGCACUGCUGGCCCCCUACAGAGGGAGUACAGCUACAGAGGAAUAGCAUAAGCAUGUGGCACACUCUACAAUACUGGGACCUGCUCCGCACGUAAGACACGCACACAUUGAGUGUACAAAACAUUAGGAACACCUGCUCUUUCCAUUACAUAGACUGACCAGGUGAAUCCAGGUGAAAGCUAUGAUCCUUGAGUGUGUCAAGAACUGCAACGCUGCAGGGUUUCUCACGCUCAACAGUUUCCCAUGUGUAUCAAGAAUGGUCCACCACCCAAAGGACAUCCAACCAACUUGACACAACUGUGGGAAGGAAGCAAUGGAGUCAACAUAGACCAGCAUCCCUGUGGAACGCUUUCAACACCUUGUAGAGUCCAUGCCUCAAUGAAUUGGGCAAAAGGGGGGGUGCAACUCAAUAUUAGGAUGGUGUUCCUAAUGUUUUGUACACUCCGUGUAUAUACAUUCAUGCUACACACACAUCACAACUGCUGCUACCAGACUCUUACGUAAACAUUUUGUCCCCCAAUCCCCCCCUUCCCCAAAACACGUGUAAAUAUUGGACUAUGAAUUGUGCCUUCCUGUAUUAUACUUGUUUAAAGUGUUUAUUCUAUUCUACUGAGACAUUUACUUUACGUUCGUAUUCUUAUCUUUUAUUUCUUAUUGUUGUUGCAUUGUCGAGAAGGAACCUGCAAGUAAGCAUUUAGUUGGACGGUGUAAACCAUGUGUAUCCCGUGCAUACGACUAAAAGAACUUGAAACACACACACACACCUACGUACGUUCAGUACACACUCUCUGACUGUGUUAUCUCCGACAGGGAGAGGCUGGACCCUCAUAAGAACGGUAAUGUGGUGUUGGAUAUGGACCAGUUCAGAAUGCUGUUCUGUACAUGCAAAGUUCCUGGAGUCACCAAGGAUACCAUCAUCAACUACUUUAAGACAGGUAGGUGACCCCCCCCCCCCCCCCCCCCCCUCUUCCACACACACCCCUAUGCAAUAUGAUGUUAGUAAUGCGUGUAUUUUUUUUUGUGUGUAGUACUUUCUGUUAUUUAUAUAGGCCUUUGUGUGUGUGUACUGAUUUCAUUUUGUGUGUAUAUUUAUUGAUGUGUUUUGUAUUUGGCUAAGGUGUAUGUAAACUUCCAACUUCAACUGUAUGUGUGUGUGUGUGUGGAUUUAUACAUUUUGUGUAUGUAUAGAUGUGUUUUUUCUGUGUGUUGUAGAGAGCGAGGGUCCAUGCCCCUCCCAUGUGGUGGUGAUGUGUAAGGGCCGUUUCUUCUCAUUUGAUGCAGUGUGUGACGGACACAUUCUUACCCCUCCAGAGCUGCUCAGGUAUGCUGGCCGGUGGAUAUUUAGGUAUAUUUAUGUGCAUCUGCAUAUAUUUGCAUGUAUUUAUAUGCCUUUGCGUGUAUGUAUCAGUAUUUGUGUAUGUGUGUUUGUGGCGUGUGUAGGCAGCUGACCUAUGUGAAGCAGUGUUGUGAGGGGGAGCCAGCAGGAGAUGGAGUCGCCGCUCUCACCUCAGAGGAGAGGACACGCUGGGCUAAGGUGUGUUUGAAGUUGGAUGUAUAGAACGGACAUCACCAUGCCCUAAACGUCUCUGUGUCUCUCUGUCUGUCUCUGUCUCUCUGUAGGCCAGGGAGUAUCUGAUAGGUAUAGAUCCAGCCAAUAAGACCCUCUUAGAGACCAUCCAGAGCAGUCUGUUUGUGGUCUCACUGGACGAUGCUAAACCCUACGCUACUGCAGAGAACUACACACCGGUACGUACACACACAUACACCACAAGCAACCAUACCAUCCUAAGUAUGGUAUAAUCUGACCUUUGGCCUUUACCCCCAGUUGACCCGGGAAGCGCUGAUAGGAGACCCCACCAUCCGCUGGGGAGACAAAUCCUACAACUCCAUCUCCUUCGCCGACGGAACCUUCGGAUCCAACUGUGACGUGAGUUACUGUUUGUAGAGAGAGAAAGAGCGAUGGUUUGAGAUAACAAUACUCCUCUGUUGGCUGUAGUGUAAUGAUGUUUUGUUGUGAGUGUGCUCCUAUCUAUGGUAAUUGCUGCUUUGUGUGUGUGUUGCAGCAUGCCCCGUAUGAUGCCAUGGUUCUGGUAACUCAGGGUUACUAUGUGGAUCAGCAGCUCAAAGCUACAGACGGCAAGUGGAAGGUAAAUACAGUUUCUAUUGAACUUAUUUUUAGUGACUGUAUAUCUUGUUUGUCCUUAAUUCUAAGUGCCUUACUGGCCUGCUAAACCGGACGCAUAACUAUUGCUGAGUUUGAGACGCUCCUAUUCAUUUCAGUGAAACCUGGGCAUAAGCAUGCCGGAUCUGCGUGCUCGGCUCAGCAUAAAAUUCCACUCUGGUUCUAUUUAGAAGAUUUUACGCCGUAGCCCACACCUGAGAACAAUAGGAUAAAGUGGCUCUCUAUUCCCGUUGGCAAACAGUUACACUUCCAUGUAUCAGGUAAUAAACAGGUUAAUUUCACUGUGAGUAAGCAACAGUGUCAUUUUUAUUGUGUGUGUCUGUGUAGGGCUCUGAGACAGUGCGGCCUAUGCCUCUUCCUGAAGAGUUGGUCUUCACUGUGGAUGACAGAGUCAGGAGUGACAUUGCACAUGCCAAGCAACAGUACUUUGAGACUGUGAGUCCACAAACACACACACACACAUCUUCCAUUCAUUUCUCUGCUUCCCCCUAGUGGUCAGAUUAGGUUGUGUUGAUCGCGCACAAACAGAAGUCUGUGCAGGACUGUCUUCUUGUCCGACUCCCAUCCGCUCCCUCAAGAACUGGUCCCGAACACGCCUACAGUCCCCAAUGUUAUUUUAGGUGUAUGUUAUGCAAUUCUGCCACCCUAGGCAAUUCUGCCACCCUAGGCAAGAUCAAAAUGUGCAAAACAUUGCCUAAGAAACAGGUUAGUGAAUAGUCUGACAAAGAGGAGCUUUUAAAAAACAGAAAGACAACCAUUCUAAAUAAUCUGUGGGACCCCCCAAAAAAAAUCAUUCCAAAGUUGUUUGUCUGACCCCAGCAGCAUGAGAAAUGCAGACCGUGAAUUCUCUGUCUGGGCCGCAGCUGUCUAACACACACCCUCAGAGGUCCUUACACUCCCCACCUCACACACACAACUCUAAUCUGUGUGUGAUACCUGGUUUGACAGACCUGUGUGUGUGUCUCCAGACCCAGGACUUGCAGGUGGUGUGUUAUGCCUUCACCUCGUUUGGGAAAGCAGCUAUCAAACAGAGGAAGCUCCACCCAGACACCUUCAUACAACUGGCCCUUCAACUGGCUUAUUACAGACAGCAUGGGAGGUAACACCACCCAUCAUCCAUCCAAUUCAUCCAUCUACCACACACUCAACAUCCACCCAUCCAUUCAUCCAUCCUUCCCCCCAAUAGUCUCUCCAUAACUGAUGAUUGAUGAUAAUCCCCCGUCCCAGGUCAGGUAGUUGCUAUGAGACAGCGAUGACCAGAAGGUUCUACCACGGCAGGACUGAGACCAUGAGGCCCUGUACCCUGGAAGCACAGAACUGGUGCCGCAUCAUGCUCAACCCUGUAGCCAGCGUAAGUGUGAGAGUUUGUGUGUGUCCAAUAAACCAGUUAGUUCUUCAUUCAUUGUCAUGCCAUACAUGUAAAUCUGGCGACCAGGCUAAUUACACUAUGACUUUCUGUGUGUCUCCCAGGCUGAGGCUAAGAGGAAAGCCCUGCUGCUGGCCUUCAACAAGCACAACAAACUGAUGGCCGAGGCACAGAACGGAAAAGGUUUUGACAGACAUCUCCUGGGCCUGUACCUGAUCGCCAAGGAGGAGGGACUUCCUAUGCCAGACCUUUUCACUGAUCCACUGUAUUCAAAGAGGUACAGUGGGGAGAACAAGUAUUUGAUACACUGCCAAUUUUGCAGGUGUUCCUACUUACAAAGCAUGUAGAUGUCUGUAAUUUUUAUCAUAGGUACACUUCAACUUUGAGAGACGGAAUCUAAAACAAAAAUCCAGAAAAUCACAUUGUAUGAUUUUUAAGUAAUUAAUUUGCAUUUUAUUGCAUGACAUAAGUAUUUGAUCACCUACCAACCAGUAAGAAUUCCGGCUCUCACAGACCUGUUAGUUUUUCUUUAAGAAGCCCUCCUGUUCUCCACUCAUUACCUGUAUUAACUGCACCUGUUUGAACUCAUUACUAGUAUAAAAGACACCUGUCCACACACUCAAUCAAACAGACUCCAACCUCUCCACAAUGGCCAAGACCAGAGAGCUGUGUAAGGACAUCAGGGAUAAAAUUGUAGACCUGCACAAGGCUGAGAUGGGCUACAGGACAAUAGGCAAGCAGCUUGGUGAGAAGGCAACAACUGUUGGCGCAAUUAUUAGAAAAUGGAAGAAGUUCAAGAUGACGGUCAAUCACCCUCGGUCUGGGGCCGCAAGAUCUCACCUCGUGGGGCAUCAAUGAUCGUGAGGGAUCAGCCCAGAACUACACGGCAGGACAUGGUCAAUGACCUGAAGAGAGCUGGGACCACAGUCUCAAAGAAAACCAUUAGUAACACACUACGCCGUCAUGGAUUAAAAUCCUGCAGCGCACGCAAGGUCCCCCUGCUCAAGCCAGCGCAUGUCCAGGCCCAUCUGAAGUUUGCCAAUGACCAUCUGGAUGAUCCAGAGGAGGAAUGGGAGAAGGUCAUGUGGUCUGAUGAGACAAAAAUAUAGCUUUUUGGUCUAAACUCCACUCGCCGUAUUUGGAGGAAGAAGAAGGAUGAGUACAACCCCAAGAACACCAUCCCAACCGUGAAGCAUGGUGGUGGAAACAUCAUUCUUUGCAGAUGCUUUUCUGCAAAGGGGACAGUACGACUGCACCGUAUUGAGGGGAGCAUUGAAGAUGGGUCGUGGCUGGGUCUUCCAGCAUGACAACGACCCGAAACACACAGCCAGGGCAACUAAGGAGUGGCUCCGUAAGAAGCAUCUCAAGGUCCUGGAGUGGCCUAGCCAGUCUCCAGACCUGAACCCAAUAGAAAAUCUUUGGAGGAAGCUGAAAGUCCGUAUUGCCCAGCGACAGCCACAAAACCUGAAGGAUCUGGAGAAGGUCUGUAUGGAGGAGUGGGCCAAAAUCCCAGCUGCAGUGUGUGCAAACCUGGUCAAGACCUACAGGAAACGUAUGAUCUCUGUAAUUGCAAACAAAGGUUUCUGUACCAAAUAUUAAGUUCUGCUUUUCUGAUGUAUCAAAUACUUAUGUCAUGCAAAAAAAUUCAAAUUAAUUACUUAAAAAUCAUACAAUGUGAUUUUCUGGAUUUUUGUUUUAGAUUCCGUCUCUCACAGUUGAAGUGUACCUAUGAUAAAAAUUACAGACCUCUACAUGCUUUGUAAGUAGGAAAACCUGCAAAAUCGGCAGUGUAUCAAAUACUUGUUCUCCCUACUGUAUGUGUGAUUGUUUGUUUGUUUGUGUGUGUGUGUGUUUAUGGUAUGUGUAAUUUGUGUGUGUUCUCUCUCCAGUGGCGGGGGCGGUAACUUUGUCCUGUCCACCAGUCUGGUUGGCUACACCACAGUCCUGGGAGCGGUCGCUCCCAUGGUGCACCAUGGCUACGGGUUCUUCUACCGCAUCGGAGACGACAGGUGGGCUAUUACACACGCACGUACACACACACACACACACACACACUGACCCCACGCAACAGCAUCCACAGUUUGACCAGUAAACACACACACACAAACCCCAUGCAACCGCAACCACAAUUUGACCAGUAAACACACACACACACACACACACACAUUAUCACCUACAGUGCCUUGCAAAAGUAUUCAUCCCCCUUGGCGUUUUUCCUAUUUUGUUGCAUUACAACCUGUAAUUUAAAUGGAUUUUUAUUUGGAUUUCAUGUAAUGGAUAUACACAAAAUAGUCCAAAUUGGUGAAGUGAAAUGAAAAAAAUAACAUUUUUCAAAAAUUAUAAAAAAUAAAUAACAGAAAAUUGGUGCGUGCAUAUGUAUUUACCCCCUUUGCUAUGAAGCCCCUAAAUAAGAUUUGGUGCAACCAAUUACCUUCAGAAGUCACAUAAUUAGUUAAAUAAAGUCCACCUGUGUGCAAUCUAAGUGUCACAUGAUCUGUCACAUGAUCUCAGUAUAUAUACACCUGUUCUGAAAGGCCCCAGGGGGUGGGGUUGCAACCCCUAUUACCAGCCUGUUCAACCUCUCUUUCGUAACGUCUGAGAUCCCCAGAGAUUGGAAAGCUGCCGCGGUCAUCCCCCUCUUCAAAGGGGGUGACACUCUAGAUCCAAACUGUUACAGACCUAUAGCCAUCCUGCCCUGCCUUUCUAAAGUUUUUGAAAGCCAAGUUAACAAACAGAUCACCGACCAUUUCGAAUCCCACCGUACCUUCUCCGCUAUGCAAUCCGGUUUCCGAGCUGGUCAUGGGUGCACCUCAGCCACGCUCAAGGUCCUAAACGAUAUUAUAACCGCGAUCGAUAAAAGACAGUACUGCGCAGUCGUCUUCAUCGACCUGGCCAAGGCUUUCGACUGUCAACCACCGCAUUCUUACUGGCAGACUAAAUAGCCUUGGUUUCUCAAAUGACUGCCUCGCCUGGUUCACCAACUACUUCUCAGAUAGUUUCUCUGUGUAUAUCAAUGAUGUUGCUCUUGCUGCUGGUGACGCUCGGAUCCACCUCUAUGCGGACGACACCAUUUUGUAUACAUCUGGCCCUUUAUUGGACACUGUGUUAACAAACCUCCAAACGAGCUUCAAUGCCAUACAACACUCCUUCCGUAGCCUCCAACUGCUCUUAAACACUAGUAAAACUAAAUGCAUGCUCUUCAACCGAACGCUGCUUGCACCCGCCCACCCGACUAGAAUCACUACUCUCGGCGGGUCUGACCUAGAGUAUCUGGACAACUACAAAUACCUAGGUGUCUGGUUAGACUGUAAACUCUCCUUCCAGACUCACAUUAAGCAUCUCCAAUCAAAAGUUAGAUCUAGAAUCGGCUUCCUAUUUCGCAACAAAGCCUCCUUCACUCAUGCUGCCAAACAUGCCCUCGUAAAACGGACUAUCCUACCGAUCCUUGACUUCGGCAAUGUCAUUUACAAAAUAGCCUCCCAACACUCUAGUCAGCAAAUUGGAUGUAGUCUAUCACAGUGCCAUCCAUUUUGUCACCAAAGCCCCAUAUACUACCCACCAUUGUGACCUGUACGCUCUUGUUGGCUGGCCCUCACUGCAUAUUCGUCGCCAAACCCACUGGCUCCAGGUCAUCUAUAAAGCCCAUCUGUAAUUAGCCCAUCCAACUACCUCAUCCCCAUAUUUUGCUAAUUUGCACCCCAGUAUCUCUAUUUGCACAUCAUCUUUUGCACAUCUAUCAUUCCAGUGUUAAUACGAAAUUGUAACUAUUUUGCACUAUGGCCUAUUUAUUGCCUUACCUCCAUAAUUUACUACAUUCGCACACACUGUAUAUAUAUUUUCUGUUGUAUUUUUGACUUUAUGUUUUGUUUACCCCAUAUGUAACUCUGUGUUGUUGUUUUUAUCGCACUGCUUUGCUUUAUCUUGGCCAGGACGCAGUUGUAAAUGAGAACUUGUUCUCAACUGGCUUACCUGGUUAAAUAAAGGUUAAAUAAAAAAAUAAAAAAUCCCAGUGGGUAGAUGUGCCAAGCUUAUAGAGACAUACCCCAAGAGACUUGCAACUCUAAUUGCUGCAAAAGGUGGCUCUACAAAGUAUUGACUUUGGGGGGGUGAAUAGUUAUGCAUGGUCAAGUUUUUUUUUUUUGUGUGUCUUAUUUCUUGUUUGUAUCACAAUAAAAAAAUAUUUUGCAUCUUCAAAGUGGUAGGCAUGUUGUGUAAAUCAAAUGAUACAAACCCCCCAAAAAUCAAUUUUAAUUCCAGGUUGUAAGGCAACAAAAUAGGAAAAAUGCCAAGGGGGGUGGAUACUUUCACAAGCCACUGUAGCUCCAACCUCCUAACACAUGAGUGCAUUACUAAAAUAAACUACAGAAUAGCUAGACUAGAGGAUGUGAAAUGAUGAUUUGGGACCCUCCUCCCCUUCCCUGUUUCUCUGAUGACAUAAUACUGUAGGGAGAGUAAUGGUGUUUAGAUAUCCCUCUGUGAGUAGAUACCACUAGAUAGAUGUUAGUGCUUUAGGUCCUGGACUCUGGACAAUGCAUGCUUGACCAGAUAACAGUUGCUAUUCCACCUAUUAGCCGUGUCAUCUUGUUAGUGGGGUCAAGAGUGAAGUUCAAUAGUAGUAGUUGGAAAGUGCAGCUGUGUUGUUCCGUCCCCUCUAUGAGGACCAGAUUUGUUUAACCUCUACAAGUGUCCGGUAUCUGACUUGUACUUCCUGAUUCAGGAUCGUGGCUUCCUGUUCAGCGUGGAAGUCCAGUCCGGAGACGGAUGCAGAGACACUGUUCCAGAACCUGGUUACUUCCUUACAUGAGAUGCUACAUCUCGCUACCACAGCUCAGCUGUAA